GAACGCGCAGACGCCGCGCAGGGCGGGGAUUGGCGGGCUUCUUUCCUGUGCGUUCGCAACCGCGGUUCCCAGGACACCUGUUCGCUGUGCCCGGUGCGGUGCUCAGCUUCUUAACUUGAGCUCCGUGGCGCUGGGAGAAAGGUCCUGCGUCCCCGGCCUCCGACGGGACCCGCGCUGAGCGUUCGCAGGGCAAGAUGAGCGCGGACGCGGCGGCCGGGGAGUCCCUGCCCCGGCUUUGCUGCCUGGAGAAGGGUCCGAACGGCUAUGGUUUCCACCUGCACGGGGAAAAGGGCAAGGUGGGCCAGUUUAUCCGGCUGGUGGAGCCCGGCUCGCCGGCGGAGAAGUCGGGGCUGCUGGCCGGGGACCGAUUGGUGGAGGUGAACGGCGAGAAUGUGGAGAAGGAGACGCAUCAGCAGGUAGUGAGUCGCAUCCGCGCAGCGCUCAACGCCGUGCGCCUGCUGGUGGUCGACCCUGAGACCGACGAGCAUCUCAAGAAGCUGGGCGUCCCGGUCCGGGAGGAGCUGCUGCGCGCUCAGGAAAAGUCCCAACAAGCCGAGCCUCUGGCCGCCGCCGACACGCAGGAGACUGGGGACCAGAGUGAGGCCGAAAAGAGCCACCUGGAGCGGCGCGAGCUCCGGCCUCGGCUCUGCACCAUGAAGAAGGGCCCCAAUGGCUAUGGCUUCAACCUGCACAGUGACAAGUCUAAGCCAGGCCAGUUCAUCCGAGCAGUGGACCCAGACUCACCGGCAGAGGCCUCUGGACUCCGAGCCCAGGACCGCAUUGUGGAGGUCAAUGGUGUCUGCAUGGAGGGCAAACAACAUGGGGACGUGGUGUCUGCCAUCAAGGCUGGAGGGGAUGAGGCCAAGCUGCUGGUGGUAGACAAGGAAACAGAUGAGUUCUUCAAAAAGUGCAAAGUGAUCCCAUCGCAGGACCACCUGGAUGGCCCCUUGCCUGAGCCCUUCACCAACGGAGAGAUCCAGAAGGAGAGCAGCCGUGAAGCUCUGGUAGAGCCAGCUUCAGAGAGCCCCAGGCCAGCCCUGGCAAGAUCUGCCUCCAGUGAUACCAGUGAGGAGCUAAAUUCUCAAGACAGCCCCAAGAGACAGGACUCCACAGAGCCCUCAUCUACCUCCUCCUCCUCCGACCCCAUCUUGGACUUCAACGUCUCCCUGGCUGUGGCUAAGGAGAGGGCCCACCAGAAGCGCAGUAGCAAGCGGGCCCCGCAGAUGGACUGGAGCAAGAAAAACGAACUCUUCAGCAACCUCUGAGCAGCGGCUGCCUCCAGCUGGCUAGUGCUGGAAGGGUGGAGCCACCCACCUACCACCUUAGGGCCCCUUCUCCCCUCCCCAGGUGCCCACCAAUCAACAUUCAAAUCAGCAUCUGCCCCACUUGCUGACAAAUCUAUUUCCCUAGGAAUUCUGUCCUUCCCUCACCGUAGGGAAGGAGGAUGUUCCUGUCCUGCCUCC
Molecule: messenger RNA, 1463 nt
Organism: Acomys russatus (golden spiny mouse)
Lineage: Eukaryota; Metazoa; Chordata; Mammalia; Rodentia; Muridae
Gene: Nherf1
Product: NHERF family PDZ scaffold protein 1
Exons: 6
Coding region: 195-1265 (356 amino acids)
Biological process (GO): protein localization to plasma membrane
Cellular component (GO): apical plasma membrane
Molecular function (GO): protein-membrane adaptor activity; signaling receptor binding
Source: RefSeq, a predicted model, not a curated record